Paramecium tetraurelia is the source of this 350-nucleotide messenger RNA. RefSeq lists its product as uncharacterized. Gene Ontology annotation, molecular function: DNA binding; protein heterodimerization activity; structural constituent of chromatin. The transcript has a single exon. NCBI's taxonomy places the organism in Eukaryota, Ciliophora, Oligohymenophorea, Peniculida, Parameciidae. The record is from RefSeq and is a predicted model, not a curated record.
AUGGCAGGAAAAUCAGGCAAAGGAAUUGGCAAGGUCAGCGCAAAGAGACAUGCAAGAAAACCAAACAAAGCAUCCAUUGAAGGAAUUACAAAGCCAGCAAUCAGAAGAUUAGCAAGAAGAGGAGGUGUUAAGAGAAUUUCAUCCUUCCUUUAUGAUGACUCAAGAAAUGUCUUGAAGAGCUUCUUAGAAAAUGUCGUUAGAGAUGCUAUCACCUAUACAGAGCAUGCCAGAAGAAAGACAGUUACCGUAAUGGAUGUUGUGUACUCCUUAAAGAGAUAAGGCAGAACUCUUUAUGGCUUUGGAGCAUGAAUUAGUUUAAUAUAAACAAUAAUAAUAAUUAAUUUAAACUC